AUGGAAUGUAGUGAACGACUUCGUACUGGCGAAUAUGUAAAUGGAGGCAAUAGUGAUUGUAGUUGCUUUAUGAAAGUCUCUAAUCCACUAGGUUCUAAAGGAAAUGCACUUCAACCGUACGUAAGUAUUGCCGCAAAUGAUAUAUCAUAUGAAAGUAAAGUUUUUGUUCAUCAAUUGAAUGGUAUUGUACUAGCAAAUGGUAAAAUUCAUAAUGGAUGUGUAAGAGUUGAUGAUGUCAGUUGGAGUUUUGGUGGAAAUCAUAUCGAUUUUUAUGUUCUUCGAAAAUCAAACUAUGAAAUACUUUCACCUCGUGUUGAUGGUCAAGUUGAUAUUACACUUAAUUCUAAUUGUGUUAUUAAAAGUUAUUAA
Messenger RNA from Rotaria sp. Silwood1, 369 nucleotides. The record is from the annotation of a GenBank genome assembly. NCBI's taxonomy places the organism in Eukaryota, Metazoa, Rotifera, Eurotatoria, Philodinida, Philodinidae.